AUGCUUCAGAACAUAACGUUUCGUCGUGCCACGGGGGCUUUGCUGGCCGGCCUUCUCGUGCUAGCAUCGGCCCCGACCGCCUCGUGGGCGGCCGCCGUCGACCGCCGCCAGUCCGCCGCCAUGCAGGUCGCCAAGAUUGCGUCCGUCGAGAACAUUGCCGUCCGCAGCAACGGCCAGAUCCUCGCGACCAACAUGAACAGCGCCACUCUCUACAGCGUAGACCCCGUGGCCAAAACGUCGGCAACGGCCGUCGUCGUCACGGGCGCGUCCGGGCUCAGCGGCAUUGGCGAGGUCGCGCCGGAUGUCUUUGCCGUCAUCGGGGGCAGCGGCAAGGCCGUUUACAAAGUCGACUUUACGUCCGGCACGCCCCGGGCGUCCCUCAUCAAGGCGAUCAAGGAGGCCAGCAACCUCAACGGCCUGGCCGUCUUCGACAACGACACGGUGCUUGUCGCCGACGCCGGCAAGGGGAACGUCUACCGCUUCUCGGUGUCGACGGGCGCCUACUCGGUGGUGCUGACGGACCCGACGAUGGCGCCGUCCGGGGGGAUCCCCUUUGGCAUCGACGGCAUCAAGUACAAGGACGGCGUGGUGUGGUACACCAACAUCUUCAAGAACUCGUUCCACAAGGUGCCCGUUGACCCGGUCACGGCCAAGGCUACGGGGGCCGUGGUGACGCUGUGGUCGAACCUCAUGGGCGACGACCUCUGCUUUGGACCCAACGGUAAGAUUUACGUGGCCACCAAUGGCAAGAACUCAGUCGUCGAGGUCGAUCCGGCUGUCGGCAAGCCCAACCAGGUGGCCUCCGUGACGGGCUCGACAUCGUGUGCUUUUGGUCGUACCGACAAGGACAAGGAUGUCAUUUACGUGGGUGGCGGCUCGGGUGUGUAUUCGCAAACAAUCAAGCUGUAA
Messenger RNA from Sporothrix brasiliensis 5110, 909 nucleotides. RefSeq lists its product as uncharacterized. Bases 1 to 909 code for a protein of 302 amino acids. The record is from RefSeq and is a predicted model, not a curated record. The transcript has a single exon. Lineage: Eukaryota; Fungi; Ascomycota; Sordariomycetes; Ophiostomatales; Ophiostomataceae.